Seminavis robusta is the source of this 999-nucleotide messenger RNA. NCBI's taxonomy places the organism in Eukaryota, Bacillariophyta, Bacillariophyceae, Naviculales, Naviculaceae. The record is from the annotation of a GenBank genome assembly.
AUGAUGAGUGGACAAGUUCCAAGUGAGUUGGCCAUGCUGACAACUUUGCAGGAACUCCUACUGGAUGACUGCUCUCUGUCUGGAACUCUCCCCGCUGUGUUGGGGUCUCUAACAAACCUCACCACAAUCAGGUUUCACCGAAACAAGAACAUCAAAGGACCCAUCCCCAGUGAGUAUGGAAUGAUGAAUAGUCUGAUGGACUUGAGCAUCAACCAGAACAAAUUAUCAGGAUCCCUGCCAAGUGAACUGUUCCAGAUGUCAAGUUUGACAGAGCUUACUCUUGUAAAAAAUAAGUUCACUGGAACCAUUCCGGUUGAGCUGAGUUUGCUGACCGGAUUAACUGAUCUGAGGAUACAGAAGAAUAAGUUCUCGGGUGCCAUUCCCAGUGAAGUUGGGAUCCUGACUAGGCUUUCCAGGCUAAACCUUGGUGACAACAAUCUUCAAGGAACCAUUCCAACAGAGAUUGGAAUGCUCUCAAACACGGAAGACAUCUUUCUCGCUGCAGCAUCCCUCGCUGGCCCAAUUCCCUCUGAAUGUGGAUUGCUGGUGAAUACUAUGCAAGACAACCAACUUUCAUUUAUUCCAAUAGACUUCUGGCAGAUGACAAACAUGCUGAAGCUGAAGCUACAAAAUAAUUUGUUCAGUGGACCCUUGCCAUCUGAGAUUGGAGCCUUCAGGAAGAUCGAAGACGUGGAAGCCUAUGAUAACUUUUUCUCAGGGGCUCUGCCGAGCGAACUAGCUCUUCUGACCAGCAUGACUGCAUUGCAGCUGCAUGGAAAUCAACUUUCUGGAUCUAUCCCUGUUGAGCUGUCCAAGUUGGCAUCAAAUGGUAGCUUGGAGCUUUUGACUCUGAGUGGAAAUCCUCUCUCAGGGGUUGUGCCCGGAGAGCUGUGUUCUUUGGGUCAAUACAACACCACAACAAAAGAUCCCUUUGGCCUUGACUUUGACUGUGGUGGCCUCCUUUGUGGCUGUGACUGGUGCCGCUGUGGUCUCCUGUAG